UUCGAGGGUUGCAGCACGAGCAUGGCACCGCCUCCGCCCACCGACGUCUCGGUCCUCUGUCUUCGGCUGCACAUGCGCAAGAUGCAGACGCGCGUAGCUGGCCUCCUCGACGCGCUCGCCAAGGCCGCGCCGCCACUCGAGCCGCAGUCGUCGCCGGCGAAAGACACCGAUCUCCGGCCCGGCGAGACCGACAAGAUGAUCGCCGACCUCGUCGUCGAGGUCGAGCGCCUCAAGCAUGAGCUCUCGAGCCGCGACGACGAAAACGCGCGUCUACAGAACGACAAGUCGGCCCUUCAUCGACAAAACGUGCUGUUGCAAGAAGAGAACGCGGCGCUGCGUCUCCGGCUCGAGCACGACGAGGUCGACGCCGAGCUUUCGCCCACAAAAACAGACGACAUGGACGACGAUCGCAGCUGUAGCAGCAGUGAGCGACCCGUCUACGACGACGUCGAUGUUGACCGUCUCGCGACGGAGCUCGAAACCCACACACAGAGCUUGCGCGACGAGCUCCGGCUCAUGGCCCUCGAGCGCGAUCGCCUCGAGAGGGAGCGAGACGAAGCUCAGGCCGCCGCCGCACGCGCACUUGCCGAGGGCAGCCGCCUCGCUGGCCACUCCAACGGUCAACAGCGCAUCAAAUACGUGCAGACGCUGCGGGACGAGAAUAAUCGACUCACUUUGCAGCUGCGCGAAGCCGAGAGUCGCCUCGCUCGCCUCAAGCCCACGCCAACACUCACCAAGCACGUGGAUGCGACCAAGCCAAGGACCACCACAAGUAGUACCGGCUCCAAGCCGCAGUUACCAGUGAAAACGGCGACGAGCGCCAAGUCGACUCUGCCAGUAUCCAAAAAAGGAGCUCGAAAACCCACGCCUCGCCGUGUGCCAACGUCAUUGUAGUCUCUGUCUGGCGGCUCCUAGCUAUUUAUGUACAAAUUGAAGUCACUGUCCUAGACGAUUGCGAGCCUUCAACGAUGCGAGACUUGCCAUUUGACUGCUUCAAAACUGGGCUCGCACACAACUGGAGGACGGCAGCCUUGGCGUUGCGCGGCUGAAAGACUGAAAGGUUUCUAUAAGUUUGCCAUAAGUCUACUAUAAGUCUACUAC
This is a messenger RNA of Saprolegnia diclina VS20, 1101 nucleotides long. RefSeq lists its product as hypothetical. NCBI's taxonomy places the organism in Eukaryota, Oomycota, Saprolegniomycetes, Saprolegniales, Saprolegniaceae. The record is from RefSeq and is a predicted model, not a curated record. The transcript has a single exon. The coding region runs from base 22 to 894 and encodes 290 amino acids.